Messenger RNA from Haemorhous mexicanus (house finch), 1836 nucleotides. Its product is annotated as hydrocephalus-inducing protein-like. The record is from RefSeq and is a predicted model, not a curated record. Gene Ontology annotation, cellular component: axoneme. Gene Ontology annotation, biological process: cilium movement; axonemal central apparatus assembly. NCBI's taxonomy places the organism in Eukaryota, Metazoa, Chordata, Aves, Passeriformes, Fringillidae. The transcript is spliced from 12 exons. Bases 1 to 1824 code for a protein of 607 amino acids.
AUGGAGCAGCAUCGAUUCCUGCGGACAGGGAGAGAGCUGUGGCUGGAAAAAUUACCAGAGGAGAGAGAAACAGAAAAGGAGAAGGGCUCUUGUGAAGAUCACGCUGCCCUCCUGAAGCUGCCGGGGGAGAUGGCAAAGUUGCAGCAAGACCCCAUGCUGUUCUCUGAUGAUAUUUUUUUCAUUGAGCCAAUGGUGGAACUGAUUAACCUAGGAGCUAUUGAUGCUCCCUUCACCUAUAUCCCUUCAAGUGCAAACGUGGGCUUCUGCUUCAAGUUGGCACCCAAGAAGGGCAUCAUUGCAGCAGGUUUUACACCCCUGAGUCGCACCAGCUUUGCUUUAAUUCCCUUUAACCAAACCAUUUCCUCCUCUGUCCUCCCGUGCAGGGGCUGUGUCACCGAACUGAGUUCACACUUUGAUGUCAAUGAGCUCGACUUUGGGGACAUCUCCCCUGGCUCCACCUACACCAAGACCUCCUGCCUCACUAACACCUCCCCAGUGUCCCGUGCCAGCCUUUGGGGAGAAGCUCACUCCCCAAAUCUCCAGAUCCAGCCCAGCAGCCUGGAGUCUGGCUGCCUCAUGCGUGGCACUGAAGAAGAAGUGCGUUCUCUGAAGAUGACCAACUGCAGCUCACUUCCUGUCCAGUACCACUGGUCAAUCUGUUCCGACAGCCAGGGGAACAGGUUGAGAUGUGAGCCUUACCCAUCUAAAUUUCAACCCCAACCACCAAAGGGGAAGAGACCCUGUUUGGAUUCCCUGGCAUCUCUAAGGAGACGCUUCAAGAUUAGAAAUGUGGAGGAGCCAGCCACAGCCCUGAAAGAAUCGUGGGAUUUUGCCCAAUCUUCAGGAGCAGAGGUGCCUUCACAAACUCCUGAACACCCUCAGCUCCCAGGAGGGUUGUCAGGAAUCAUAUCCUCCCUGGAUGCACCGCACACUCCCCUGGAAGCGGAGAAGGCUUUUGCUGUCGUGCCGCAUUCGGGUGUGCUGCAGCCAGGAGAGAGACAGCAGGUCUCCUUCACUUGUUUUGGCCACCAGGACAUCAUCACCGGUGCAAGGGCGCUGUGCUGCGUGGAGGGAGGUCCCACCUACAAGGUGGAGCUGAUUGCCUCACGCAUCAACUACUCCCUGAGCCUCCGGGAGAUCAACUGUGGCUUACAGAUGUUUAAUGAAGUUGGUCACAGCACGAUCAGCCUGGAGAACACUGGCAGGAGUGAAUUCAGCUGGGUGCUAAUCCCUUGCCCUGCAGACAAGCAUCUGCCUGGUGUGUUUCUGGUCAAGCCUACCACUGGCUUCAUUGCACCUGGCCAGAAGCAAGUGCUGAAAUUCUCUUACCUGCCGACAUUACCAGGAGCUUUCAGCAGGACUUACCAGCUUCAAGUGGGUGACCUGGAACCAGAAAAUAUCUGGCUGAAAGGAGAGGCGAUCUGCCCCAUGAUCAGUGUGAACCUGCCCUGGAACAUCAGAGAAAAUGGAAAAGAUGAGAAGCCACUGAAACAGCCUAAAAAAUACCUGCAACAGUACAAGCAGAGGAAUAAAUUACAAGAUGUUCAGAAUAAGACUCAGAGCCCGAAGAAUGAGACCUUGAAGUCUCAGACCCUGAAAACUCAGACCCCAAAGACUCAGACCUUGGAGACUUGGAAUCCGAAGACUCAGGACCUGCAGCCCUUCUUGCUUGGCUCUGGCAUUGCACCAAACACUCAGCUGCAGAUAAACAUGGUGAGGAUGCUGAUAGAGAAGGCUGCUCUGGAGCUGCAGAAAAAGCUCACAUCCCAUCCCCUGAAGUGCAGGUUCCCUGACAAGCACCUGUGCCAGAGCCUUGUCAAGUGAGUAGGGACUCCC